Messenger RNA from Mesoplodon densirostris (Blainville's beaked whale), 1161 nucleotides. RefSeq names its product large ribosomal subunit protein eL21-like. The transcript is spliced from 5 exons. Gene Ontology annotation, molecular function: structural constituent of ribosome. Gene Ontology annotation, biological process: translation. Lineage: Eukaryota; Metazoa; Chordata; Mammalia; Artiodactyla; Ziphiidae. Gene Ontology annotation, cellular component: cytosolic large ribosomal subunit; ribosome. The record is from RefSeq and is a predicted model, not a curated record. Bases 642 to 1124 code for a protein of 160 amino acids.
CCCCGGCUCAUUGUGCUCGCCUCACGCAGGCCUGAGUUCGCAGCAGCGCUGGAGGCCCGGGGCCUGUGACCACAAAGAGGGAGCCGCGGGCCGGACAGGAGCGCGGCGGCGGCGGCUGAGGCCCAGGCCAGGCCCCCUCCCCUCACUGCCCGGCUGCCUGUUUGCUCCGCCCCCGCCGGCGGCGCCGCGCCCCUCCCCCAACCGCCAGACUAGCACGGUGCGGGGGCGGCGCGCGAAGACAUGGGGGAGAAGCUGGAGCUGAGGCUGGAAUCGCUCGUGGGGGCCGAGCCCGCCGUCUGCCCGUGGCCGCUGCCGUUCUACGUCCGCUUCCACUGUCACAGUCCUGCACGUUGUUCCAAGAGCAGCGGAAAAUGAAUCAGCCUCUGAACUCUACUGCAACAAUGAUCAGUGGUCUACUGAACUUGUGUAAGAUGACCAGAAGUUGAAGUAUGUUUCCUGAGUUUCUGGGAAGGCCUGGUUUCCCCAAAGGAACGAUUUCUGGUAGAAGUCUGAAGGUCUGACCCAAGAAAAAUAAUCCAGUAUAGCCAAUGAAUUGAGGACAAGAAGUUUUCCAAUCAGGUUUUGAAAGUUUGCAAGACUUCUUUUCGGCCGGAACCGCCAUCUUCCAGUAAUUCGCCAAAAUGACCAACACAAAGGGAAAGAGGAGGGGCACCCGCUACAUGUUCUCUAGGCCUUUUAGAAAACAUGGAGUUGUUCCUUUGGCCACAUACAUGCGAAUCUACAAGAAAGGUGAUAUUGUAGAUAUCAAGGGAAUGGGCACUGUUCAAAAAGGAAUGCCCUACAAAUGUUACCAUGGCAAAACUGGGAGAGUCUACAAUGUUACCCAGCAUGCUGUUGGCAUCAUUGUAAACAAACAAGUUAAGGGCAAGAUUCUUGCCAAGAGAAUUAAUGUGCGUAUCGAGCAUAUUAAGCACUCUAAGAGCCGGGAUAGCUUCCUGAAACGGGUGAAGGAAAAUGAUCAGAAAAAGAAGGAAGCCAAAGAGAAAGGUACUUGGGUUCAACUGAAACGCCAGCCUGCUCCACCCAGAGAAGCACACUUCGUGAGAACCAAUGGAAAGGAGCCUGAACUGUUGGAGCCCAUUCCUUAUGAAUUCAUGGCAUGAUGGGUGUAAAGAAAAUAAAAGACCUGGACUGUAUAAA